Nyctereutes procyonoides (raccoon dog) is the source of this 4499-nucleotide messenger RNA. It is a transcript of the gene LRRC4, whose product is annotated as leucine rich repeat containing 4. Gene Ontology annotation, molecular function: protein binding. Gene Ontology annotation, cellular component: glutamatergic synapse; postsynaptic density membrane; plasma membrane. NCBI's taxonomy places the organism in Eukaryota, Metazoa, Chordata, Mammalia, Carnivora, Canidae. The transcript is spliced from 2 exons. The record is from RefSeq and is a predicted model, not a curated record. Bases 987 to 2939 code for a protein of 650 amino acids. Gene Ontology annotation, biological process: modulation of chemical synaptic transmission; postsynaptic density protein 95 clustering; excitatory synapse assembly.
CCGCUGCCGCCGCCGCCGCCGGACCCGCGCCCGCCCCCGGACUCCUUGACGGGGCCUUGCGGUGCGGGCGCGACCCGGCCGCCGUGCGCUUCCCUGGGCAGCGGACCUGGUCCCCGCGCUGCCUCCACGCCGCUGACCCUCAAGGGGCUUGGACGGACUGCUGCUCCUCGCGCCAGCAGACGGCGAAUUGGGAAACUAAGCCCAGUUUUGAUCUUUUUAACCCUUAAGAGAAGAGGCGAGGCGAGAAGGGGGUGUGUGUCUGGGGAGGGCGAAGGAGCCGCGAACACCGCCUCUUAACUCUCACAGCCCCUCACAGCCCCGAGCGCGAACGACUGCAUCAGCUGCCUCCGGCCGGGAGCCGCCGUCACACGGCGAGGGGGCAGCGCAGCGCAGCGGCAGCUGCUGGCGGGCGAGCGAGCGAGCACGGCCUGGGAGGCUUCAGGUGCCCCCUCAACCGCGCCGGGUGGCUGCCGCGGGAGCGGGCCGGGGGCACCGGAGGCAGGCUCCGGCGAUGAAGCGGCUUCCCCCGUGGCUGGUGCGGGCCGGUGCCAGGGUCCAAGGACAAAGCAGCGAAGCGCUGGUGGCGCCGCUCCUCGGGCUGAGGGGGGGGCAUGCACCUGCAUAGCCCGCCGGGCCUUGGCUCUCCCCCGCGCGCCUCAACGCCUCAACUCCGCCGCUUCGUCGUAGCCUGCUCCGGAUUUACUAGAAGCCAUUUUGUCUCCCCCACCCCUCCCCUCCCCUCCCCUCCCUUCCCCUCCCCUCUGCCCUCCCCGCCCCCUCGACUUCCCCCUUUUGUUAAUUAAAACUAAGAAGUAAGAAUGGCAACGACGUGGCCGGCUCCGGUGGAGAACGCUUAAGGACACCACUCCAAUCCCUUCCUUCCGAGAUGGAAAGAGGAGCUCCUAGCUCAUUUAAGCCGGGGUAGGGCUGGUUCUCCUUUCCGAGCCAAAAUCCCAGGCGAUGGUGAAUUAUGAACGUGCCACACCAUGAAGCUCUUGUGGCAGGUAACUGUGCACCACACCUGGAAUGCCGUCCUGCUCCCCGUCGUCUACCUCACGGCGCAAGUGUGGAUUCUGUGUGCAGCCAUCGCCGCUGCCGCCUCUGCCGGGCCCCAGAACUGCCCAUCCGUUUGCUCGUGCAGUAACCAGUUCAGCAAGGUGGUGUGCACCCGCCGGGGCCUCUCCGAGGUCCCUCAGGGUAUCCCCUCCAACACCCGGUACCUCAACCUCAUGGAAAACAAUAUCCAGAUGAUCCAGGCCGACACCUUCCGCCACCUCCACCACCUGGAGGUCCUGCAACUGGGCAGGAACUCCAUUCGGCAGAUCGAGGUGGGGGCCUUCAAUGGCCUGGCCAGCCUCAACACCCUGGAGCUGUUCGACAACUGGUUGACAGUCAUUCCCAGCGGGGCCUUUGAGUACCUGUCCAAGCUGCGGGAGCUCUGGCUUCGCAACAACCCCAUAGAAAGCAUCCCCUCUUAUGCCUUCAACCGGGUGCCCUCCCUCAUGCGCCUGGACUUGGGGGAGCUCAAGAAGCUGGAGUAUAUCUCUGAGGGCGCUUUUGAGGGACUGUUCAACCUCAAAUACCUGAACUUGGGCAUGUGCAACAUUAAAGAUAUGCCCAAUCUCACCCCCCUGGUGGGGCUGGAGGAGCUGGAGAUGUCAGGGAACCACUUCCCUGAGAUCAGGCCUGGCUCCUUCCAUGGCCUAAGCUCCCUCAAAAAGCUAUGGGUCAUGAACUCACAGGUUAGUCUGAUUGAGCGGAAUGCUUUUGAUGGGCUGGCCUCACUUGUGGAACUCAACUUGGCCCACAAUAAUCUCUCUUCUUUGCCCCAUGAUCUCUUCACCCCACUGAGGUACCUGGUGGAGUUGCACCUACACCACAAUCCCUGGAACUGUGAUUGUGACAUUCUGUGGCUAGCCUGGUGGCUUCGGGAGUACAUCCCCACCAAUUCUACCUGCUGUGGCCGCUGUCAUGCUCCCCUGCACAUGCGUGGCCGCUACCUGGUGGAGGUGGACCAGGCCUCCUUCCAGUGCUCUGCCCCCUUCAUCAUGGAUGCACCUCGAGACCUCAAUAUCUCUGAGGGUCGAAUGGCGGAACUUAAGUGUCGGACUCCCCCUAUGUCCUCCGUGAAGUGGCUGCUGCCCAAUGGAACAGUGCUCAGCCAUGCCUCCCGCCACCCAAGGAUCUCUGUCCUCAAUGACGGCACCUUGAACUUUUCCCACGUGCUGCUCUCAGACACUGGGGUAUAUACAUGCAUGGUGACCAACGUGGCGGGUAACUCCAACGCCUCGGCCUACCUCAAUGUGAGCACGGCCGAGCUCAACACCUCCAACUAUAGCUUUUUCACCACUGUCACAGUGGAGACCACCGAGAUCUCACCUGAGGAUACAACGCGCAAGUACAAGCCUGUUCCUACUACAUCUACAGGUUAUCAGCCGGCAUAUACCACCUCUACCACGGUGCUCAUUCAGACCACCCGUGUGCCCAAGCAGGUACCCGCAACAGACACCAAUGAUAAGAUGCAGACCAGCCUGGAUGAAGUCAUGAAGACCACCAAGAUCAUCAUUGGCUGCUUUGUGGCAGUGACUCUGCUAGCUGCCGCCAUGUUGAUUGUCUUCUAUAAACUUCGGAAGCGGCACCAGCAGAGGAGUACAGUCACAGCCGCCCGGACAGUUGAGAUUAUCCAGGUGGAUGAAGACAUCCCAGCGGCGGCGUCUGCAGCAGCAACAGCAGCUCCAUCCGGUGUAUCAGGUGAGGGGGCAGUAGUGCUGCCCACAAUUCAUGACCAUAUUAACUACAACACCUACAAACCAGCACAUGGGGCCCACUGGACAGAAAACAGCCUGGGGAACUCUCUGCACCCCACAGUUACCACAAUCUCUGAACCUUAUAUAAUACAGACCCAUACCAAGGACAAGGUACAGGAAACUCAAAUAUGACUCCUCCUCCCCCCAAAAACUUAUAAAAUGCAAUAGAAUGCACACACACACACACACACACACACACAAGACAGCAACUUUUGUACAGAGUGGGGAGAGACUUUUUCUUGUAUAUGCUUAUAUAUUAAAUCUAUGGGCUGGUAAAAGAAACAGAUUAUAUUAAAAUUUAAAAACAAAAAGUUAAAACAAAACUAUUUUCUAACUUGUAAGUUCUAUUUAAAGGGGGAGUGGGGUUCUUGGGAACGUUGUGGGGCAGAAGCCACAAGUCAACUUGCUAUGAUGCCAGAAGGGAUUUCUGAUCUAAGGUCGAAACUAAGAUGAACUAAAACAACAAACAUCCCUAAAGAGGCAGGGUGUGGGCUGCUGAAGGGUGCGGAUGGGGUGGGGGGCAGAUGGUCAUUUUUUAGAAGAUGCUUCAUAGCAUACAGGACUACCCAUUUCUAGAGACACCUUUCUUAAGCUGAGAGCUGUCUUUGCAAAUUUCUCUUAUUUUAAAAAUACAAAAAAAAAAAAAAAAAGAAAAAAAAAAAAAAGAAAGCACCAAGAAUUUGUACUGUGCUAAGUGUUGCAAGGCAAUAAUUUUUUUUCAUCAGAGGCCAAGGGGAAGAUAGACUUGUAAAUGUAUUUUAAACAGGAAAACCACUAAACUUCAAGUGACUCCUUAAAGGGGCUCAGUCCUUCCGUCUGUCUGUGUGCACAAGUCUCCUUGGUUUGUGCACUGGGACACGCGUGCGACCCGCCUGACAGUGCACCUCAGGAGGGAGCAGAGAAGGAAGGGAGCUGGCGUAGCUCUCAAAUGCUUUCCCACUGCACCAGAUUCCUGCAGAUGGGUUUAACCCACUCUCUGCAAGGCAUGUGUCUAUUCAGGGUUUCCCUUGAGGGAGGAGGCCCCUGAAGGGGGUGCGGCAGCAGAGGGGGGACAGGAAAAGAGAGCAGGAGUAGACAGAAUGGAUUCAUAGGAAGCCAGAGAUUAGCAUUGUGCUAUGUCCACCUGUUGUUCCUGGUAUCUGACAAAUGAUUGUAGACAAUGAUGGCAUUUUAUGAUUUUGCUUUUUAUAAAGAUUUUGUUUGUUUUAAGGUGGAGAAGGAAGAGAGGCUGGGAUUGGGGAGCUUGGGGGAGUGGAAGCUUUUCUCAUGCUUGUGAUUUGGUGACUAUUCUAAAUGCUGAUUCAUUAGGGAUUAUUACAGCUGAUGUCAACUGGUUGUGGCGGUGGGGUGGGGGCAAAACACGGGUGGAGAGAGUAAAAGGGCACAGGCUCAUUUAAAGUACAAUGAAGCCUUGACUCAACAGGAUGGUUCACAAAAAAGAUGUGAGAUACACAGUUAAAACAAAAGUGAUACACAUGCACACAAGAAGUGAGUUCUGCAAGGAGUCCUGUUGAAUGUAGUGGAAUGGGGGGAAGGCUUCCCUCUUCCAGGCCUACCUCAGGAGGAGGUGGAGGAGAAAGGGAAGGGUGUGGGUGGUGAAGGCAGAGAUCUCUGUUAUUCUGGUCCAUUUAAUGCUGUAACUUCUUUCAUUUAUUAUUUUAGCUUUAAAAAGAAAUAAAGGGUUCAGAUUUG